Molecule: messenger RNA, 789 nt
Organism: Peronospora matthiolae
Lineage: Eukaryota; Oomycota; Peronosporomycetes; Peronosporales; Peronosporaceae
Source: the annotation of a GenBank genome assembly
AUGGCUUCAAACACGCACGUAUUGGGCGUGAUCGGCGGCUCGAGUCUCUUCCAUGCUAAGAGCUUCUCGUCCGGUCGAGUCGAGCAGGUCGUAGACACGACCUUUGGCGGCGUAGUGUGCCACGUCGGAACUUGGUCAGCACCAAACAGCGACGUCAAGUUGCAGCUCGUCUUCGUGCAGCGCCAUCACGCGGACCCUGAUGGCAAGUACCGCCAGCCUCGGCUGAUCAACUUCCGUGCCAUUGCAUUGGCGCUGAAGGAGCUGCACUGUGAGGCCGUGGUUGGUAUCUACUCGGUCGGGUCCAUGACCACGACGAUCGACGUGGGACGAUUCGUCGUGCCCGAUGAUUACUUCAGUCCUUUCGACAUCUUGCACCUGUCCGAUGACUACGACGCCCACCUCGUGCCUAGCCUCGACGCCAAGCUCCAGGCUGCUCUUAUCCAAUCUUUGAACGGUGGAGGGUUCAACCCCCACAAAGGCGGCGUCUACGUGCAAACCGCUGGUCCUCGCUUCGAGACCAAGUCGGAAGUGCGUUUCUUCGCCCAUUUCGGCCAACUCGUUGGCAUGACCGGGGCCAACGAGGCCGAGCUCAUCAAUGAGCUGCGUGUGCCAUUUGCCAUGUUUUCCAUUGUGGACAACAUGGCCAAUGGCCUAGGCAAACCGCUCACGCUUGAAGCGUUCAAGGCCACGCAGGAGGCAAAUGCUGGCCUCAUGGAACGCGCUGUCGUCCACGUGCUGAAUGAGUUGACGAGCCAAAAGACCCUCGCGUCGCUUGCCACUUUGUCAUAA